AUGUCAGAACAACAAAUCAUUUUAUAUAAUUUUUGGAGAUCAUCAGCAUCUUGGAGAGUAAGAGCAGCAUUAGCAUUUAAGAAAUUAGAAUAUAAAUAUGUUCCAGUACAUCUUGGUAAAGGACAACAAAAAGAUGAAGAGUAUAGCAAGUUGAAUAGUAUGAAUGUAGUGCCAACUCUAGUGAUUGACGGUCACACUUUGGUACAAUCAUUGUCUAUCCUAGAGUACCUAGAGGAUACUAGACCAGAUGUAUCACCACUCCUUCCCAAAGAUCCAUUUAAACGAGCUGUUGUUCGUCAAAUCAUGCAAAUCAUUGGUUCUGACAUUCAACCACUCCAAACCAUCAAGGUUACCAACAAGAUAUUAGAAUUGACCAACAACGAUCAAAACAAGAAAUCAGAUUGGGUUAAAACAUGGAUUAGCAAUGGAUUCAACGGAUUAGAGAAAUUACUCCAACAACAUAGUGGAAAGUAUGCUGUAGGAGAUCAAGUAACCCUCGCUGAUCUAUGUAUUCCAGCUCAGGUAUUCAGUGCCAAUGCUUUUAAUCUUGACCUCACUCCCUAUCCAAAUAUAGAUCGUAUCAAUCAAAAUCUAUUACAAUUACCAGAGUUUCAAUCUUCUUCUCCUCAGAAUCAAAUUGAUGCUGAUAAAUAG
Molecule: messenger RNA, 654 nt
Organism: Cavenderia fasciculata
Lineage: Eukaryota; Evosea; Eumycetozoa; Acytosteliales; Cavenderiaceae
Product: maleylacetoacetate isomerase
Exons: 1
Coding region: 1-654 (217 amino acids)
Biological process (GO): L-phenylalanine catabolic process; glutathione metabolic process
Cellular component (GO): cytoplasm; mitochondrion
Molecular function (GO): glutathione transferase activity; maleylacetoacetate isomerase activity
Source: RefSeq, a predicted model, not a curated record